UCCUCACUGUCACUCGGCUGAAUUCACAUCUCCUGCCAACAUGUCCUACAGCUGCUGCUCUAGAAACUUCUCCUCCUGCUCCUUUGGGGGAUACCAGCGCUCCCCAAGCUCCUCCUGCGGCUUUUCCUGCCCCAGCAACCUGGUCUACCGCACUGACCCCUGCCCUCCCAGCACCUGCCGACCAGGCUCCGCCCCCUCCAGUGGCUGUCAGGAGACCUGCUGUGAGCCCACCAGCUGCCAGACAUCCUGUGUGGUGGCCAGACCUUGCCAGACGUCCUGCGACCGCCCAAGGACCUCCACGCUCUGCAGUCCCUGCCAGACGACUUGCUCUGGGUCUGUGGGCAUUGGGUCCAGCAGCUGCCGUUCCCUGGGCUAUGGAUCCAGUAGUGGCUACUCGCUGGGUUGUAGAUCCCAGGGCUUCAGAUCGCUGGGAGUCAGUGGUUUCCCUUCUCUGGGCUGUGGGUCCAGAUUCUGGCACCCAACCUACUUGGCUUCUAGGAGCUGCCAGUCUUCUUGUUACAGGCCAACCUACAGAUCAGUCUUCUGUAGACCAACUUGCUGAGCUUCCGACCCUUUGAGCAAAGUAUUUCAGUCUCUACAUAGAGCUGCCACCACAGGGUUUUUCAGUAAUGUUAGCUAAUGCCUCUCACCGCCAGCUCUUCACCCUUUGUCUGGAAUCAAGUACCAGCUGAUAGACUAAUUCCUUCAGACAGUGAGGCUUACAAAUGACUAAAAUAUUAAGUGUGUGCCUGUAAUUUUGAACAAUUGACUCUGAAUUACCUAAAUUCUUCUUACAAAAUGUAUGGAAAUUCAGUUUUGUUUGACCUAAUAAACUCUGACUCACACAUCUGA
Molecule: messenger RNA, 852 nt
Organism: Ailuropoda melanoleuca (giant panda)
Lineage: Eukaryota; Metazoa; Chordata; Mammalia; Carnivora; Ursidae
Product: keratin-associated protein 13-2
Exons: 1
Coding region: 41-562 (173 amino acids)
Source: RefSeq, a predicted model, not a curated record